CUGGGAGGUGUUGCCCUAAAAAUACAGUAGUACACUGUACUAAAACGCCGUCUCAGAACGCCUUUCAUCACGUGCUUCGGCGGUUCGUUUGCGUUGCGUUUCUCUAGUUGCGGUGUGGAGUCUAGCUUCAACUUACAGUGAGUGACAGAAUAUGGAUCGCGUGAAAGUCCUAAAAAAGGUAUCGGCAGGUUUUCAAACCGACAUGGACACGCUAUUGAGAAAGUUCAUGGCGGAAGAAUCUAUUCGGUAUAGUACAUUCUCCAAAGUCUGGAAGGCGAUGAAGUUCUCCUUGGUGUUUUGUGGCCGUAAGGACCAGGAACUUCGUCUCUUCUUCGAAGAAAUAGCUGCAAUCAUUCUGCAGUUGUGGGCUCCCACGUGCUCGUUCCGAGAAAAGGUGUUCGGGCUUUACAUGCUCUAUGGUGUCUACGCCUCCCAGCCCAUCUUGCCGAAAUUAAAGAUAAGACUCAGGCUUGCAGACUGGGAGCAGUCGGAGGUGGUCUUGCGGAUUGCCACUAGAGAGCAGCACCUGGACAUUUGCUACAUCCUUUACAGAAUGCGCCUGGAGCACUGCUUUCACAUCGUGGCACUCUUGAGUCAGAGGAGCCCCGUGAUGUACCAUGGCCAAGGUGUUGAGGAUGCCAGAACGAUCCAUGCAGCGAAUACCAAGGUGUUUGCUCCCAUGGAAGCGAUGAGUAAACAAGGCACAAUCCAGCAACUGCAGCUGUUUCAUCAGAACUACAUGGCAGUGAAAGCUGUCCAAGAAGAGCCUGUUAAAGAUCUGAUGUUGGUCAAAGAGGACAUCUACGACGUCGCUCGCAGGGAGGUGUCUGUGCUUCAAUUUGAGUACCGUUGUCAGGAGAUUCAGGCUGCAGCGAGUACAAGUCGCAAGGCCAAAGGAAGCACCAUUGAAGAGGAGACGGUAGUGGCAAGGCGUGGAAAUCUGCGAGCCCAGCAGUACAGUGCCGUGACGAAUACUCGCCUGGGAAAACGCUGCGCAGAACUCAUGGGUGAUGUGCCCAAGCGCUCGGGCGAAGACGAAAGUGCUCCAGAGUCAGCAGAGAGCAGCAGUCGUCAUACAAGUCUUGGGAAGACGAAACUUGCAGCAACAGAAAACUCUCAGGAAUCCAGUUUUGCUGGUGCUUCUAAACGUGGUGCUUUUAAAGGAACCAGAGGAAGGAAGUCUCGGGAAUCCAGUUCUGCUGGUGCUUCUAAACGUGGUGCUUCUAAAGCAACCAGAGGAAGAAAGAAAUCAGGCGGAAAGAAACCAAGCAGUAAGAAAUCAAGAAAAGCAAACUAACUAGCAACAGCCUUUCAGAACUUUGUAUAAGGUUUUUUUUCGAACGUCGCAAGACUCGACUAGCGGUGAAGCGCAUCAUUUCUAUUGCAUUUAUAUUCAUUUCUACAAUACCUAGUCAUGCGGCGUGGCAUCCCCAUGAAAUUUUUAUUGGUGGUUAUUUUAAGUUGUUGAUGCCUUUCAUUAUAAUCCUUCUCAUCUUGACUUGUUUCUAGUCAGAAAGCACUGUCUGUGAAAUAUGGUUGUGUACGAAUGUAGUGGUGGAAAAUCUCCAUGAACUGGAAAUUGCUGCACAUAAUCUUACUUUUGUUUAUUUUUUGUGCUUAUUUUGUGGGCUUGCUACUUUUGUAUGAAUGACUAUGUAAGCUAAGGCAGAGAGAGAGAGAAAAGACAUUUAUUUAGUCUGGAAGGAAGAGGAUGAGAUGUGUAUACAUCCAACUCGUGACUAAACCCAUGUCGGGACAGGAAGGCCGGGCCUUUCCGCCCUCUCACGGGCCUUCUGGACAGCCAAGAGCUGGACGUCAUAACUGGGGCCAUUGAUAGCAGCGUUCCACCAGGCUUCCUGGCAGCAGUCCUGCAACGCAGGGCAUCGCCAGAGCAUUUGUUUUAAUGAGCUAACUUCACAGUCUGGGCAUGUUGGGUCUAUCUCUGCAUGUACCAUACUAAAAAAGCUCUUUGAGGGGUAAGAGUCCGUUUGGAGCAUUUUCAACGUGAUAGAUUGCGCUCUAUUAAGUUUAUGGUUGGGGGAUGAGAACACGCGUCUAAUGUCCCUGUAGUGCGAGGUAAUCUCAUGAAAAGUGACGAGCGGUUCGCCGAACUCGAGCUGCUUCAAACCAUUAGAGUUCUCCUGAUCGCCGCGGCAUAUGAAUCCUUGUGCACGUUUGUGAGUGAUCUCAUUGGGGUUCGGGCGGCCCGGUAUUACGUCUGAACCUAUGCGAGCCGGGAACCAGGUGAUGUGGUGAGGUUCGUCUUGCAGGGACCUGCCUUUAAGGACUUUAGCUGCCUCUUUUGAGACUAGACCCGACUGAAAGGCCCGUACAGCAGCUCGCGAGUUACUGUAUAUGGUGGUGCGUUUCGGAUCUAGUAGCGUCAUAGCGACCGCUACCUGUUCAGCUACUUCUGCCAUUGAGGUGUCAAGUGAGGAGGACUAGAGGAGGUCUCCUUCGUGGUCCACAAUAGCCACUGAAAAUCUGCCAGCAUUUUCGUGACGGGCUGCAUCAACAAACGCUUCUGUACCCAUUAGAUUCUUUAUGAAUGCUCCUGGCCUCGCGAGCUUUCUAUCCUGUUAAAUUGUGGAUUCAUGUUUCUUGGGCAUGGGUCAAGAAUGAAUGAUUUUAUGACA
This is a messenger RNA of Rhipicephalus microplus (southern cattle tick), 2636 nucleotides long. Its product is annotated as snRNA-activating protein complex subunit 1. NCBI's taxonomy places the organism in Eukaryota, Metazoa, Arthropoda, Arachnida, Ixodida, Ixodidae. Gene Ontology annotation, biological process: snRNA transcription by RNA polymerase II; snRNA transcription by RNA polymerase III. Gene Ontology annotation, molecular function: sequence-specific DNA binding. Gene Ontology annotation, cellular component: snRNA-activating protein complex. The record is from RefSeq and is a predicted model, not a curated record.